Messenger RNA from Camellia sinensis, 804 nucleotides. NCBI's taxonomy places the organism in Eukaryota, Viridiplantae, Streptophyta, Magnoliopsida, Ericales, Theaceae. The record is from RefSeq and is a predicted model, not a curated record.
AUGGGAAAUUUAUAUAUGAAAAUUUUGUUGGACAACAGACAUAACAAUGAAUUUAUUUGGCAUUUCCAUUUCCGCAUUGCUGGACAUGAUUUUUCUUAUUUGGGGGUUUUCAUCUUGCAGAUUUCUAGAUCAAUUGGUGAUGUUUAUCUAAAAAAGGCUGAAUUCAACAGGGAGCCUUUGUAUGCUAAGUUUCGCCUCCGUGAACCUUUUAGAAGGCCAAUAUUAAGCGCUGAACCAUCAAUUUGUGUGCAUGAACUCCAACCAGAUGAUCGAUUUCUCAUAUUUGCUUCUGAUGGAUUAUGGGAGCACCUUAGCAAUCAGGAAGCAGUAGACAUAGUACAAAAUCACCCUUGCAAUGUAAGUUUAUCUUUGGCUCUACAUGUUCCUCGUCAGCGGUAUUGUCCACCCGUGGAAGUCUUUAAGAGCUGCUGCAGAGAAGUUAAAAAAGGUUGUGUGAGACCAAACAGCUCCCGGUAUUAUCUCUCUUUUGUUGAUCAAGGUGGAGAGGGGAAUCGAUCAGAACCAGUAGAACCUCAUCUGGUAGUCCAAAUGGACACAGAGAGUUCUGUACUGUACCAGAAAACCUGCCUCGACUAUUGUUUUGAAAAACCAAUAAAGGUGCCUUACAUCACUACUGCUUUGAUGGAUGCGAAGCUUGGCACGGAAGGCCGCAAGGAUCUUUUUGAUUGGCUAUCAAGGCAACUUAGUGGAUUAAGCAAUUUUCCUGAUGCUGUAAAUCUGAAUUAUGUAUUAUUUCAAAUUGUUAUGCGAGAUGGAUGUGACUUGUGAAUGAAAACUUAGAAU